Messenger RNA from Cajanus cajan (pigeon pea), 2021 nucleotides. Its product is annotated as aluminum-activated malate transporter 4. Gene Ontology annotation, biological process: malate transport. Lineage: Eukaryota; Viridiplantae; Streptophyta; Magnoliopsida; Fabales; Fabaceae. The record is from RefSeq and is a predicted model, not a curated record.
GGGUGUCACUUGGCGGGUUCAUGAUGCAACAGUUCCUUCAUUCUCUCCUCUAAGCAUUCCAUCCAAGAAUGCUCUGAGCCUCAUCAAUCAUCAUCGUUCCAACGUCGCAAUGCAUAAACUAAUGCAAUCGGAGAGAAAGUCGACCGCGAGAGUGGGGUCAUUCCGGCACAGUUUCUUAGAAAGGAGCAAAGAGAAACUCCUCUCCAAGAAGGACUUUAACCUCAUUAACGACGACAAUGCUGACAACCCCAAACGCUCCUUCCUCGACGCGCUAUCUGAUCGCGUCGUUAGACUCCGCGAUGGCUCCAAAGACUUCGCCUCCAAAUUGUACGAGAUGGGUCGCAAUGACCGACGCAAAGUCGUCUUUGCCAUGAAAGCUGGAUUAUCCUUGGCUAUUGUCUCGCUUUUCAUAUAUAUCAAGGAGGAACAGCUUAGCAAGUACUCUAUCUGGGCCAUCCUCACCGUUGUCGUCGUUUUCGAAUUCAGCAUAGGUGCAACUCUUAACAAAGGGUUCAAUCGUGCUUUGGGAACAGUUUCUGCUGGAGUGAUUGCUCUGGGAAUUGCACAGUUAUCCGUGUUGGUUGAUUCAACUUUCGAGGAGCUUAUUAUUGUGUUCUCUAUUUUUGUAGCUGGGUUUUGUGCGAGCUUCAUGAAGCUGUACCCUGCGAUGAAGCAAUAUGAAUAUGGCUUUCGUGUAUUCUUGUUGACAUUUUGUAUUGUGUUAGUGUCUGGGAGACACGGGUUGCAUUUGUCUACAGCUUUUUACAGAUUGAUUCUUAUUGGUGUUGGAGCUGGUGUAAGUUUGUCUGUGAAUAUAUGCAUUUACCCCAUCUGGUCUGGGGAGGAUCUGCAUAAAUUGGUGGUGAAAAAUUUCAAUGGAGUUGCCGCAUCUUUAGAAGGUUGUGUAAAUGGGUACCUGCAAUGUGUUGAAUAUGAGAGGGUCCCAUCCAAAAUACUUGUUUAUCAAGCUUCCGAUGAUCCUCUUUACAGUGGUUAUAGAACAGCAGUGCAAUCGUCAAGUCAAGAGGAGACUCUGGUAGAUUUUGCAUUAUGGGAGCCACCUCAUGGUCCAUACAAGAUGUUCAAUUAUCCUUGGAGAAGCUACGUCAAAGUCAGUGGAGCAUUGAGGCAUUGUGCUUUCAUGGUCAUGGCAAUGCACGGAUGCAUACUUUCAGAAAUACAGUCGCCUCCGGAGAAGAGGAUAGUUUUCUACGAAGAACUUCAAAGGGUUGGAAUUGAAGGAGCUAAAGUCUUGCGGCAACUUGGAAGCAAAGUGGAAAGGAUGGAAAAGCUAAGUACCGAUGACAUUCUCUUAGAUGUUCAUGAGGCUGCUGAACAAUUGCAGAUGAAGAUUGACCGAUUGUCAUUCCUCCUAGUGAAUUAUGAGAGCUGGGAGGAAGCUGCAAAACAGAAGCAUAAGGAAAGUGAACAGUCUGAAAAUUUGAUUGAUGUUAAAGACAAUGAGAACAAGCAACCUGAGAUCACUUCCCUCAGUGAAAUAGGGAAUGAUCCCAAACUCAAUAUAAGAAUCGAGCCUUCCACGCCAGAGUCUCUUCCACAGACCGCGACCAAGAGCUCUCUGUCACGGACACAUCUUUCCCUUUUUGGAGAUGGCUUAGUAAAUGAGCAAGAAUCCAAAGUGUACGAAAGUGCCAGCUCCUUGUCUUUGGCAACAUUUGCUUCAAACUUGAUCGAGUUUGUUGCGAGGCUUCAAAAUCUUGUGGAUGAAUUCCAUGAUCUUAGCGAGAAGGCAAAGUUUAAAGACCCCCUUGAACAACCCUUGUUGAAGUAGGAGUUAGCAGCAACUUGGGACAAGCUCUACAGUCUCCUUGUUUAUACGUUGGAGGUCAUGAAAGAUGUCAAACAUAGAUAUUUUGUUUCAUUUUUUAUAAAUAACUCUGAACCUAAAGCUGCACUCUUUUUUUCUGGAGAAGUGGCAGGAUAAGAAGCUUACAAUGUCCAAGAUAUCUCAUCUUUAUAUACUCUGUAUAAUUUAAACAACCAUCUCUGAUUUGUUUUAA